AUGGAGUUCCAAACUGGCCAGGAUAAGGUGGCUAAUGCCCCUGUCUCUCAGGAUAAGCUUGUUGAAUUGAUUGAGACGAGUUAUGUAGCUGCGGGUGCUUCCCCUGGGGAGGGUUCCGUGAAGGAUAAGUUCUUGACAAAGGUUCUAGAACAACUGGUUCAGCACUCUUCACAGUACAAGUAUGUGAUUUCAAUGACUAGUCUGAAAGGUGAAGCUAAAGAUAAUGAUGUUUCUAUGUCAAAUGAUAUUGGAGCAGCUUGGAAUAGCAAGAAAGAUGGAUUUUACAAUUAUACACUGGCUAAUAACGAUGAAAAGUUCCUAGUGACUGUCUUUUGGAUCUCUAAAUAA
This is a messenger RNA of Torulaspora delbrueckii, 348 nucleotides long. It is a transcript of the gene TDA2, whose product is annotated as Tda2p. The transcript has a single exon. Bases 1 to 348 code for a protein of 115 amino acids. The record is from RefSeq and is a predicted model, not a curated record. Lineage: Eukaryota; Fungi; Ascomycota; Saccharomycetes; Saccharomycetales; Saccharomycetaceae.